AUGGAAGGGUCUGUGGGUAUACUUCUGAAACCAUUUGUCAUGUUCUAUUCACCUGUUGUAGAGCGAAAGAAACAUGAACUUUCUCAAUUCACGCUCCUGCCCAAUGGAUGGUCCCCCUCCUCGGUAUUUCUCAACAUUUAUCAUCUCCUUUUACACAGCAAGAAGACAACAAACCCGCCAGAUAUACGUGCAGCCUUUUCUUGGAUCUUAUGGCAAAUAUGGAUGGCUCGGAAUGCAACAGUCUUCGAAAAUGUCAAUCUCUCGCCCAGUGAAAUCACGGUGAAGGCUUUUGAUGAGGCUGAUGAGUGGACUAAUGUUAACUGCAAAGAAAGUUCCGUACACCAUCAACAACCUACCUUGCCCAUUGCCUCACCCAUGUGGAUAAAACCGCCACUGAACAAAAGGAAAUGCAACAUUGGGGUAUCAUGGAUCCAUCCGAGACGAAACAGUGGAGCAUCGUGGUUACUAAGAGAUCACCAGGGAUUAGCUCUGUGUGACAGUAGGCGGUGUUUUUCACAAGAGAGGCACUACUUCAUCCAAACAAUUUUCCUCAAUAUAGCAGGAUCAUUGAUUCUAUUCUCAGCUUGCUUGAUCAUUCAUGAAACCGCCAACAGAGCAGCUCAAGCCAUUCCUGUAAGUGUAACCCGAGAUCAUCGUUAUCAAUCCUAUGUGGCUCAUCAAGGUCCUUUCUGGCUGCACAAGACCAUCUUGGAGGAUGUC
This is a messenger RNA of Thlaspi arvense, 720 nucleotides long. Lineage: Eukaryota; Viridiplantae; Streptophyta; Magnoliopsida; Brassicales; Brassicaceae. The record is from the annotation of a GenBank genome assembly.